AUGUAAACUUCAAUCGAUCUGCCUUCCCCUUUAGGAGUUAUCUAAACUUCUUCUAUAACAAGCACAGGUAAAAUAUUAAGUCCAGAUUAACAAAACAAUUUAAAGGAUGCAGUGAAAAGAAGUGAAGAGGAUAAAUUAUUUCGAAAAUAAAAUCAGAUGAAUGAUAUGGAGGAAUUUGAAGCAAUGGAAGUUUAAAAUGGUGAUUAAAAAUCUCUAAUAUAUUACUACAAGGCCUUAAAAUUUGAUGAAGAAAUACAGCAAAACGAACUAUAAAUUAAUAAUAUUGUUCAGAUUAGAUCAAAAUUAGGAAUGAUAGAAGGAUUCUUAAUGAAGAAAAGUCCUCAUUGGUUUUAAGGUUAUUCAUAGAGAAACUGUAUAUUAAGAAAUAGAGUGUUUAGAUAUUAUGACUCAGAAAAUAAAAAAGUUUAAGGAGUUUUAAAUUUCGAUGUUUAGUCAUUCUAAUUAUAAGAAUUAUAGGAUAAAAAUGGAAAUACAGUGGAGUUUAUUUUAAAGCCUUUGGGUUAAACUCAAAAAGUAUUUCAGUUUAAAGGGGGUACAGUAGAUCAAACUAAAACAUGGGUUUAACUUAUAAAAUAGCAUCUCUAAGAUUCAAUUGGAGCACUGAAAGUUUUGAAAUCACUCAGUACAUAUGAAUAUUUUUGGAGAUUUGAACGCAUUUCAUCAUUACAAAUAAUGGAGGAUGCUGAAGAUGGAGACAUUUUACUCUUUUAAGGGAAAGAUAUUAAUUGUCACAUUCAAAGAACCUUAACCCAGGCUAAUUUUGAUCACGUUGGAAUUUUAAUACGGUUAAAUGACAACUAAUUGUAUUUAUUUGAAGCAUUGCCAUUGCAUGGAGUGGGACUGUGCCGUUGGAAUAAGUUUAUUAUAUGUAAAUGGAAUUAUCUAUAUCAUAAAGUUAUUUAUAGAAAAUUACAAGUGAAUAGAGAUGAAAAUUUUAUAUCAAGGAUGCACGAAUUCGUUACUGAGAAUAUUGGUAAAUAGUAUUCAUUUAAUCCGACUAAAUUAUUCAAAUUUAAGUCAACAAUGCUCCAAGAUCCAUAAUAGCAGUAAACAAGAACGUUUUUUUCUUCUGAACUUGUAGCAGCUUGCUAUAAACAUUUAAACCUCUUGUCAAAAGAUAUCUCAUCCACUUAAUAUUCACCAGGAUCAUUCUCAUCAGAAAAUCAAAAAUUAUCACUUCGAUAUGGAAGUUUAAGUGAAGAAUAUCUUAUAGAUUUUGAGGGUGAAUGA
Paramecium tetraurelia is the source of this 1251-nucleotide messenger RNA. RefSeq lists its product as uncharacterized. The transcript has 4 exons. Lineage: Eukaryota; Ciliophora; Oligohymenophorea; Peniculida; Parameciidae. The record is from RefSeq and is a predicted model, not a curated record.